AUGGCACCCAAGCGUCCCGGAGACCUGAUCCCAAACCCGUCCAUCAAGAAACGCAAUCUCCAGUGGAAACUCUCUCCGCCCAACACCCCCGGGUCGUCCUCGCCCCCCAACGGCCCAUCAUCUACAAAACGCAACACCAGCCCCAAAUCAUGGCCGCCCACAACAGCGGCCAUAGAAUCCGGCAAAGCCCGCAUCACCAACCCCGCCGAUCAUUUCGCAACCCAUCUCGGAAACCACAUCCUCGCCUCGCCUCUCCCCCUCCUCCCCAUCCCAAGCUACACGGCCCUCUACGCAGGCUCCCUCACGGCCCAGUCCUCCCACUUCGUCAUCCACCAACAUGACCACCCCGUCGCCGGCCUACACUACGACCUGCGCCUGCAAAUCAACCCCGCCAGCAGCGUCUCCUGGGCCAUAAUGUACGGCCCCCCAGGCGACCCCAACAGCGUCCGUCCCAAUCGCAACGCCACCGAGACACGGGUCCAUUCCCUCUGGAACCAUCUCGUCGAAACGGCAUCCCCGCAGACAGGCUCCCUACUCAUCUGGGACACGGGCACCUACACCGUUCUCCCAAGGAGGGCCAAGCACGCCCCAACAACGGACCCCUCGUCCCAAUCUAGUCCAGAGGACGAGCCGCGUCCGCAGCAAGAGUUACUACAGGAGGCAUUUCGCAACCGCAAAAUACGGCUUCAACUCCACGGAUCCAAGCUCCCAGAGACGUACGUCGUGAACCUGCGGCUCACGAAGCAGGACGACGCAGAGGGCAGGGCCAAGAGCAACAGGCAGCCAAGAGGCAAGCGCACAAGAGUCAAACAGGCCGACCCAGAGACGAGCUCGAAUUCCGACGUCAUCACAGAUGACGAGCACGACGAGCACGACGAGCAUGACGAGGCUGACGGAAAGCGUGUCCUCGCUCCAGGGUCCAGAGAAGUCGGGCAGGCGCAACACGUAUCCGCCCUAAAGGCCGAGCUGCAGGAGCUAGAAGACGCAGAGAUUCGACGAACGAAUGCCUACCCGGGCGCCUCAAACACCAUUGGCAGCAUCCACCAGAGGCGGUGGUAUCUCUCGCUGGACAGAAGAGCAUGCGGGUUCGAGCAACGGCUCCGGGGCCGCAGGGCAGUCUGGCAGUGCCCAUCUACGUCCGCCUCUACUUGUACGUCGGACGCAAAAGGCGGGACCGACGCUAUGCAGAGAUUAAGCUUCCCCUUCUACGUGCGAGGCGUCCUACACGAACGUAGUGUUGUGACUGCCCGAACGGGCGAGGAUGUCAUGCACGAUGAGGGUGUCCGAGAUUUCGUACGGAGAAAGGGCUGGCAGCCAGUGUUGAAUUAG
Molecule: messenger RNA, 1329 nt
Organism: Metarhizium album ARSEF 1941
Lineage: Eukaryota; Fungi; Ascomycota; Sordariomycetes; Hypocreales; Clavicipitaceae
Product: ABC1 domain containing protein
Exons: 1
Coding region: 1-1329 (442 amino acids)
Source: RefSeq, a predicted model, not a curated record